GCAGCGGAAAACGUGGCAAGCGAAUACAAUGUUCCCCGCGAAGACCAGGACCGAUUCGCACUGGAAUCCCAGCGUCGCGCGGACUCAGCCAACAAAUCCGGCAAGACGGACCAGGAAAUCAUCCCCGUCUCGGUGCCUGGCACACGUCGCGGGUCCCCACCGGAAAUCGUGUCCCAAGACGAGCACCCGCGCCCAGAAACGUCUUUAGAGACUUUGUCCAAGUUACGACCCGCGUUCACGCCCAAGGGCUCAGUAACUGUGGGCAAUGCGUCGGGAAUGAAUGACGCAGCGGCGUUUUGCGUCGUCAUGGAAGAAGAAGAAGCCGUGCGACGCGGACUAGUGCCUUUGCUGUCGAUUGUUGCCAUCGCUUCUGUGGGUGUCGAGCCACGGGUCAUGGGAAUCGCACCUGUGCCUGCGAUCAUUAAAGCCGUCGAGAAGGCUGGAUGGAGUCUGGAAGACGUGGAUUUAUUCGAGAUCAACGAAGCGUUCGCUGCUCAAAGCCUGGCAGUUGUGCGUGAACUCGGUCUGGACCCGGAAAAGGUCAACAUUUACGGAGGUGCGAUUGCGCUUGGACAUCCACUCGGAGCUUCGGGAACAAAGAUCCUGGGAACGUUGGCGAUUGCGAUGAAAGAACGCAAAGCGAGACGCGGAGUUGCUGCUUUGUGCGUCGGAGGUGGCCUAGGUGUUGCAAUGUGUCUCGAACGACGUCCGAACUGGGACUAAAAAUAAUAAAAAAUAAAAAAUUGCAAAUUUCAGCAUUUUUCGCAUGAAAUGCCGUGAAAUCAACAAAUUUGCCCUUGUAAAUAAAUGAUCGCCAGGGGCGCUGGAUUCCGCACGAUGAAAUGAAUUCCUAUACUGUAUACUUGCUACGUCCGAAAAAUUGGAACGUCGUGUCUCCAAUUUUGAUUUUUAUUAGCUGUGCUUCAGUGAUGGCAAUUGAUUUGAUUUUUCUGCGGUAUUUAAAUUGUACUUGUUUGUAAGAUGAUUAUACGCCAGAUAACCUGAAACACUCAAUUCGUUUCUUCAGAAAAGUUAAAAACGUGGAGUUUUGAAAUAUUUCGUGCUUGAAGCAAUAUCUUGGGGACUGUUCAUCGAUUAAAAGUACUGUGCAUACAGGUGGACCCCCUCUGCAACAAAAGUGUUGGAAUUUCCUGAAAAAAGUCGUUGUCGAGAGUAUUUCGUUGUAAGACGAGAAGCACCCCACUUUUUUGUGGGAAAAUUUUCCAGAAACCAAUCUCUGCACCUCGAUCAGUUUUUUUUCUUUUCUUUGCUAGAAAUCCAAAGCUGUGAGGUCUCUUUUGUUUGUGGAUUCAUUUUUUCAUUGAUUUUUUAUCUUUCCUGAUUUUUUUCUUGUGCUGGAGCAGUUAAAAUGUGCUUUCACUAAACGGCAGCUUUCUGAUUAGAUGAAUAUUUUUCUCGUCCUUCAUUUCCUUCUGGUGUAUUCCUAAAUUUGUUUUUAUUGAUUGAACCAUUAUUUUUUGUACACAAUGAGACUUGGUGCCAAACAUUUAAUCUUUCUUUUUUGCUCAAAUGUACUCACGUGUGAUAUGAGCACUGGUUCGGGGAUUUUUUUAAAUUUUUAAUGUCACACCCUAUUUUUCUGCCUGAAUUUUAAGAGAAAAGAUAUCGUUGCACAAGUAAAUAUAUGUUGGAUUAAGGCUGACAUAUUUUCAGUUUCUGCCAGCAACAAUGUCCUUAUUAUCAGUAUUUUGGAGAACAUGUUGAAGUCCUUCGAAUAAUUGUGAUUACUUUACACUGUGCGUGAUCUUCUUCCUAUAUUGAUGAAUCUGAAAUGAGAUCAUGGUUAGCGCGACGGAAAUCCACUUUGAAAAUUGUCCUCGCCACGUCGGUAGUAUGGACAGCCGUCAUUCACACCAUCCUCUUCUUCGUGUUGCAAUCUGACUUGCCUUUGUGUCUCAUUUACGGCUUUUCAGUCUGUUCCGAUCAUGAUCGUCCAGAUGAUCGGAACAAUAAUAAUAAUAAGUACGCAGAAUUUCUCCGCCAAAUGGCUCCCGGCUGCGGCAUCAACGAAGACUGCGCUAUUAUUGCGGACACGUACCAGGACCAGCUGGAGUACCCGAUCCGGGAAUUGUCCUUUUGGGCUUGGAGCGAAGUGCCCGGAGGGGGUCCGAGAACCCUGAAAACCGGCCCGUGGAGUCUCGGCGAUCGCGGGGAACGGAUUUCGCUGGAAGGGAAGCUGAAGAAGGAGUCGGAGAAACGGUUCGGGGAACACGAAUUCGACGUGGUCAUCAGUGAUUCGAUUUCCGUGCAACGUUCAAUCCCUGAUUCCAGAUCACUGGCUUGUCAGGCCCGGAGAUAUUCGCAGCUGCUCCCGAAUGCGAGUGUGAUCAUAUGCUUCCACAACGAAGCGUGGUCGGCGUUGUCGAGAAGCUUAUGGAGUGUCGUGAACCGAACACCUCGUGAACUAUUGAAGGAGAUCAUAUUAGUGGAUGACGCGAGCUACUUUAAUUACACCUACGACCCUCGAUCCGGACAAUCGCUGCAGAUUUUUGCGCAAUCUUUCACCAAUGUGACUGUGCGAUUACUUCGUAGCGACGAACGGUAGAAUUCGUCUCCGUCUGGGGGAAAAUUCGGGUUAUUUUUGUUCUCACCGGUUCUCGAGUAUAUUUGGUAUUCGCGUAAAAGUGCGGCAUUUAGUUCAUACAAAAGCAAAAUUUGUUCCUGUGACGCAAAUAUACUGUAUAUAUAUAUAUUAAGCCAUCGUGGAAUUUGCAGACUGGGACUGGUUAAAGCCAGACUCCUGGGAGCUCGGAACGCAACCGGACAAACCCUGGUUUUUCUGGACUCGCACGUGGAAUGCAAUCGGGGUUGGCUUCCGCCACUGCUUGAACGCAUUCUCGCCAGUCGCUCGACGAUCGCAUGUCCCGUCAUCGACGUCGUGUCUCACGUUGACUUUUCGUACGUGUCGACGAAUGCCCGGAACCGCGGCGGGUUCAAUUGGAACCUGGACUUCUACUGGUUCCCCGCUGGGGCCGACGGGUUCAAUAAGAACAAUAAUAAGCGACGAGGCACCCCGGUGAUGGCCGGAGGCAUUUACGCCAUUGACGCCAAGUAUUUCUGGCAGGUUGGUGCUUAUGACGAAGGGAUGUCGAUUUGGGGCUCCGAGAACAUCGAGAUGUCAAUCCGAGUUUGGACUUGCGGAGGGAGAAUCGAAAUCAUACCCUGUUCUCGGGUGGGCCACAUCUUCCGGGGAAGGAACCCAGUGGGAUUCCCUGAGGGGGUUGGAAGAACUGUGAACCGCAACAAGGCCCGCGUUGCUGAUGUUUGGCUGGACGAUCACGCCAAUUUGUUCUACGGCUCUUUGAUGGUGAACGAUUUGUGGGAUGACAAGCUGGUGUCUGGGGAUUUGGCAGAAAGAUUCGAGUUGAGGAAACGAAUGAACUGUCACAGUUUCCGUUGGUACUUGGAGACCGUGUUCCCGGAAUCGAAGUUCCCGAUUGAUCUGACCUUUAUUGGGUCAAUUGAACUCCACGGAUCCGAUUUGUGUCUCGGCUCGGAUUCGGUGACGAACGAGGUCAUGCUUUCGAGGUGUCGGGAUCCUCCUGGGAGAAGACAGCUGUUUGUCAUCACUGGGAAGGGUCAUUUGGUGCAAGAAGGCGUCGGAUUGCAAUCAACGUCAACUCUUCAACUCCGGAUGUCGAAAUCAUAUCGUGACACUUGGAAUUUCACAGGAAGCAAAAUAAUUCUCACGUCCACGUCUCCUCCCUUGUGCCUUGCGUCAAACGUCAAGUCCUCAACUCCUUCCAUCGCCGACUGCGGGAAAAAGCUGGGGAACAAGUGGAAUCUGAAAAAAUUCUCGAAAUGAAGAAAUUUCGUCGAACAUUUUUCAAACUUUCUUCCCACCUCCUCGCAAACAAAUACACUUUCCGUGAACAAACACCGCCGGAAUAGAAUAAAUACCGUUGGGCGAGGAAAAAACUUGACAUUUCCACGCUUUGGGAGUUCUAAAUCAACACACCCAAAAAAAAAAAGAUCAUGCCAAUUGAAAAAAGAAAAUGGACGGACGCGCUUUGGGAAACACGGUUUCUCUUUUAUCUUUUUCCUAACAUCCCCAUGACAGAAGGAGAAAAAAUAAAUAACAUCUGACCUAGGGAAUUCAAAA
Notodromas monacha is the source of this 4123-nucleotide messenger RNA. NCBI's taxonomy places the organism in Eukaryota, Metazoa, Arthropoda, Ostracoda, Podocopida, Cyprididae. The record is from the annotation of a GenBank genome assembly.